AUUUUUUUGCAGCAAUAUUGCCAUAAAGGCUUAAUGAUUUUGCUGCUCGUAUUACCGCACCUUACGUCGAAAGUUAAAUACUGAGAAAGGAGGCAAUAAAACAUCUCUCUAGUGGUAAUAUACCAACCUCUUAUAGUGAUGGUCACCUGGCUCAAGGUAAGAUCCAUUAAUGUCCCCGGAGGUGUAUUCAUUCAUAUCUUUAAAAAGGUGUUAAUUAUUGAUACUGAAAAUAUAAGCUCGUCAAACACGAGUUCACGUAUUGCCACGAAUACUCUGUUUGGGAACAAACAUGCUGGUUGUGGGAGGAGCGUGUAUUUAGUUGUGUGACAUUUCAUUCGAUCCGUUAAAUUGAGUCACGUGACUUAAUAACUGCUCUUUCUUGAAAUCGUUUUCUGUUUUGUUUUCAUUUUUGUUUCUUUUGUUGUUGUUCUUGAAGGCUGUUAUUUGUCCAGUCAUGAAAGCAAUGGCAAAAUCAGGAAACUAUACAAUCAAUAGAAACGUAAGGCUUAACGAAGAGCAAGAAGCCAAGAAGAAGAGCGUGCUGAAGGAAUCUAAGGAGGCAAUUAAGGAGUUUUUCCUCGAAACAACGGCACACGGUUUUGCCCGAGCGGCGUCCUCAUAUUCACGACUAGCGAGGUCAUUGUGGAUAUUGUUGCUGAUUGUGGCAUUUUCCUUCUGCUUCUACCACAACUCUGUCUCCAUUGGAAAAUAUUUCAAUUUUCCCGCUAAAACUGAUGUGCGGUUCUCUGAUGCUUGGUUCUCGAUUAAAUACCCAGCGAUAACCUUGUGUAACAUAAACAACCUGAAAAAGUCGUCAUUUUUUGUAAAAACAGUGGUAAAAGAGCUAAACAAGACAAGAGAUGCCUUUGGAGAUACUUCUAACAAGCGCCGAGAGAACCUUGAGCGCGUGUUGUAUUUUAUGUCGGGUUACAAGGAGGAGCAAGUGAAGGAUUUCGGUCAUCAGGCAAAGGACAUGAUCAUCGCAUGCAAUGCCCCGGGACGAUGGGCACAGUACCCAUGUGACUACAGGAACUUCACCUGGUUCUAUGACCAAAUUCAUGGCAAUUGCUACACGUUCAAUGCGGCCAGAAACCAGUCAGAACCUGUUUAUAUCGAGGACGCCGGACACAGACAUGGCUUACAUCUGACUCUUUUCGUGGAGGCCGAGGAGUACUGGUCCUACCUCAGUGACAGUCUUGGCUUCGUCAUCUCUAUCCACGACCGGGAGCAACUCCCCUUCCCUGCGGAGACUGGGUACUUCAUCUCUCCUGGCAUGGCUACUUCUGUAGCCCUACAAUCAAAAGUAUUGAAGCGACUGCCAUGGCCUUACGACCACAAAGAGUGUGAAACAAAACGUGGGAUUCCUGGUGUGACCCCAUCAAACACGAUCUACUCUGAAGAAGGCUGUAGGAAGAGCUGUGUCGCACGCAUGAUGCUAGAUAAGUGCAAAUGUGUGUCCCUGCUCUACCGCCUAAAGCCUAGUUGUAACCCUUUCAACAAAACCCAAGGUUCUUGUAUAGAGGACGUUCUACGAUCGCGCUCAAAGGAAAGCAUGUCUUCUUGUAACUGCCCACCGGCCUGUAGGGAAGAUGUCUUUACUACAUCGAUGUCAUCGUCAGUGUGGCCCACUCGCUCUUACAUGUCAAAUGUUCUUAAUACACUACCGCAAGGAAGCCAAGCACAGAAAGUGGUGACGAAUCUUAGUAGCGCAAGGGAAAACAUGGCUCACGUGAUGGUGUACUUUCCCACAUUGAUGCAAGAGUCCAUCGUACAAAAACCUGCUUAUCAGAUCGAAAGCCUUCUCGGAGAUAUCGGCGGGCAAAUGGGGCUGUUCAUAGGAAUCUCCGUAUUGACUCUGGUAGAGUUUAUCGCUCUCCUGUGGGAUCUCAUUGCCAUCGUCAUCUUCAAAAACAAGAAGAAUACCGCUGCCCCGGAUGGUGAAAAGCCAUGACAUUUGAAAGAAAUAUAGACUAAGAAAAAGUCAAGCAAAACAAAUAAAUUUUGUCGGUCUCACAAUUUUGAAGAGAGGCAGCCCUGGAUUUCACUUUUUUAAGGAAAAUAUUCGAAGAGCCGCAACGAUAUAAGCAUAAAAAUUGGAUUUUACAAAGUUGAGGCGGAUUCAAUUUACUGUAUAUUAUUUGCUAUUAUUUAAAAGUAAUGCCUUCAGUGCAUUUUGUAAUCAGAGCCCCAGUAAGCCACACCUUUGUAAUUAUUUUCUUUCAAUGGUAACAGAUGGUUUCGCCCACGUUGUUGUAUCGCCCACGUCUAUAAGACUAGUUUCGCCCACGCAUCAAGAGUUGCCUCGCCCACGCAUCAAGGUGUUUCGCCCACGGAUAAAAAUACGAGUUACUCUCGGGCUAUCUAAUCAGAAAACAUUUUGUUCGAAUGUAUAUCGCGCUGCUUUAGAAAAAUCAAAACUAAUGGAAUACUCUAUCGAUCGCAACGAUCUUUAUGGCAAAAAAAAGCUCAGAUAUAUGGGAUUCUUUUCGCCAUAAAAUAUAGCUCUCAUAACUGGAAUUAUGUUGGAUUCUGUGGGAUUUUGCCUGAUUCUGUUUAAUGCGCUUGUUUUAUGAGCGAGCGUAAACCGGCAUAUUUCAGUCGCUACCGACAUAUAAACAUGCUGUUGUUUUACAAAGACUUGAACAACAAUAGUGAACUCGCUCCUUCGGCGUGCGCACGGCUAUAACUAUUCCAAUGCUCUCCCGAUUGCCACGAUCUUUAUGUCAAAUUAAAGCUCACAUAUAGGGUAAUCGUUUCCGGCGUGGGCGAAGCAACUUUUGAUGCGUGGCCAAACUACUCUUAUAGAUGUGGGCGAUACUGACUACAACGUGGGCGAAACCACCGCAAUUCCUUUCAAUAUUGGAAUAAAUAAUUGAUGUUAUCUCGAAAUAACCAUCUAAAAACAAAGUUGAAUAUUUCACUUACAAAAUCAAAUAGAAAAUAUAGCAAUAACUUACAUAAAACAGCCGCUGGAGAUGGAUUCUUUCUCAGACUAGGAUGACAAAAUGGCGGCUGACAGAGACAGUGUCAUGGUAAGAGCUUUGCAAUAGCUCUCCGGCCCGGACCCAAUUUAGAAUUUCAGCCAAAUUAUAAUAUUGACUUAUGAGCCUUUGGUACAUAUGGGAUACUUAAAUUUAAAGGAAAUGACCACAAAAUGUCAAUAAACUAAGUUUUCAAUAAAAUAUUGCAUAUUAUUUUAGGCAUUGACUUGAAGUCCAACUGUUUGUGGACAAUUGAAAGCCUACAAUAGACACUGACUCCAGACAUGCGCAGUACCUGAUGGAGAUUACAAAUCGCACGAAUUAUCAUUCGAACCCCAAUAAAUUUGUUAAGAAAAAUAACACAAUAUGGAUAUCCAUCAAAUUCAUGCAUCAAAAGUUCCGAUUGCACUAUAUAUAACCAUUAAAAGAUGUUGCACAUGAUAAUUAAAACAAUUAUUAGUAAUAUAAGUAAAAACAAAGAGUAAAUACUAUCUGAAGACCAGAUAGUGACCGAUAUCGCAUUUAUUGCUCCACCAACUGGUUGCUAGUGACACGCGUGCAAAUAGGAUCGUGCUAUUUAUUGCUUUAUGUUGAGACAUAUGUACAUAUUUUCUCCGUUAUUUUUUAGAUUGGAUUAAACAAAACUAUAUAUAACCACAUGAA
Messenger RNA from Nematostella vectensis (starlet sea anemone), 3644 nucleotides. Its product is annotated as degenerin deg-1. The transcript has 12 exons. The coding region runs from base 455 to 1951 and encodes 498 amino acids. The record is from RefSeq and is a predicted model, not a curated record. Gene Ontology annotation, molecular function: ligand-gated sodium channel activity. Gene Ontology annotation, biological process: sodium ion transmembrane transport. Gene Ontology annotation, cellular component: membrane. NCBI's taxonomy places the organism in Eukaryota, Metazoa, Cnidaria, Anthozoa, Actiniaria, Edwardsiidae.